AUGUACACUGUCAUCAAGCAGGCUGCGACUCGGGCAGCUGAUGUUGCCAAGCAGGUGCUGCGACGGCAGAUCGACGACGAGGACGAAGUAAAGCUGCGAAAGCUUCUCAUCAAGGGCCUCAAGCACGAGCGCGGCUGGGCGGUUGCCUUUCAGGCCGCUGACAUGUAG
Messenger RNA from Symbiodinium pilosum, 168 nucleotides. The record is from the annotation of a GenBank genome assembly. Lineage: Eukaryota; Dinophyceae; Suessiales; Symbiodiniaceae.